GUUUUUUAUUCAAAAUGUCAGAGACGCCGCCCGAGCAAUCGACGAUUUCGUCCGAGGCAAUUGCAUGCACGACGUCGCCGCUGCCCGCGAUGGCCUCGCCGAUGCGCGACGAGAGGUCGGCCCCGCGCUGCGCGCCCGUCGACGUCGAGUGCAUCUUUCCGUCCACAUGGGGCACCUCUCGGGCGUACGAACGGUUGCGCCACCUCCGGGCCAUUGAAGCGGCUGCGUACGUCCACCAGGCGCAGCGCCAGCGCAGCCUCGACGCGUCGCUGCCACCGGCGUACACGACGACUGCGAUCCGGCGCAUUGACGCGCUCAUGGAGAUCCAGCGGCGCGAGUGCUUCCGCCUCGAGCGCGCGCACGCUCGCCACGACGAGCACGCGACGCACACGUGCAUGUACGCAGCCCGCAACGAAGAUGGCGAGAUCAUUCGCCCCGAGUUUGUGCGCGACCGGUCGUGGCCGCCAAAGGAGUUUGCGCUCAAGAGUAUGCCCAAGCAGGGCGCCGGGCGUGGCGGCGGCCGGAAGCGCAAGGUGCCGGACAAGACACCUGCCCAGCUCGACGAAGAGCGGCUCGCCUAUAGCUACGAGCGUGUCUGCGUCGAGUGCACGACCAAGGUCUCGGCGUUGUGGCGGCAAGUGGACGCCAAGAUGGCCGACCCAAGCCCCGACGCGCAGCUCGUGUACCUCAAGAAGGACGAUCUGUGCUUGAACUGCUACGUCAAGCGCACAUGCCCCAUCAAGUCGCGUGCGCAACUCGCCGCGAAGAAGCGCAAGGAAAAGCUCAAGGAAGACAAGGUUGCCCAGAAAGUCAAGCCGGCGCCGGUCGUCGUCGCGCCGGUCGUCGAAGCGCCCAUCAUGGCGGCCUCGCCGGUGGCCACGAGCCUCGUGCAUGACGUCAUCGAGCACGAUGAGCAUGACGCAGAUGAGAGCUCGGACGACAAGAAGCGUAAAAAGUCGUCCAAGAAGUCGUCCAAGAAGAAGAAGAAGAAGGCCAAGAAGAGCGCGACGAGCUCGCCGCCCAACUCGCCGGUCGCCGACGUCGUCCUGUCGCCCAGCAACACGGACGACGAGCGCAAGCGGUCGUCCAAGAAGCGUGCGCGGGACCACAGCGUGACACCCAAGGCCAAGGCGAGCAAGACCGAGACCGCCCGGGAGCGCGAGCUCCGCGCGAUCGGCCAGUACUGCCCCGUGUGCAACGUCGUGUACGAAGACGACGACGCCAACGACUUCAUUUGCUGCGACGCGUGUGAAAUGUGGGUGCACAGCGCGUGCGACCCCAAGCUCGACACCUUCAAGCUCCAAGAGCUCGCCGACUCGAAUGCCAAGUACGUCGGGCCGUGCUGCAGCCAGAAGCGAUGAACACAAGGCAUGUACUACGACCAGAAGACGCAGGAUGGAAACACGCAGUUUUUUGUCACAAGCCUCCGAGAGACUGCGAUAUCACCUUGUGUUGCUACGAAC
Molecule: messenger RNA, 1463 nt
Organism: Saprolegnia diclina VS20
Lineage: Eukaryota; Oomycota; Saprolegniomycetes; Saprolegniales; Saprolegniaceae
Exons: 2
Coding region: 15-1361 (448 amino acids)
Source: RefSeq, a predicted model, not a curated record